CCCUCUCUCCUUUUUCUGCUUAAAUUAAGAGGGAAAGAAGAGAGAGAGAGAGAGAGAGAUGGCUAUUACAAACUUCAAUUGCUGCCUCAAUCCGCCGCCGCCAACUCAAAACCUUGGUUCAAGCCCUUCUUUGCCUUCAAAGCCAAAUCAAGUACUUGCAUGGAACAAAAAUGAUGGAUCAUGGACAAAACGAUGUGUGUUAGGCAUGACAGCCGGCAUCAUGAUUGGGUUGGAAAUGGGCAGCUUGGAUGCCAUUGCCAAAGGCAUGCCCUUGCCAUUGGUGACAGAAUCAAGUGAUCAGAGGGUUACAAAAUGGAGUGACAAAAGAAUGUGCCCGCCGUGGAUCCCCAAUUCUCUGGAGACCAUUGUGCCUGAGAAUCUUCCAAGGCCCUCGGCUCAGAGGAGAUCGGAAGUCGUUGGGUUUUCGAAGGAUGCUCCUGCAGUUAAAACGGUUGUUGUUAGAAGAAGUGGCGGUUGCUUUGCCAUGUAAAUUACCCUGUGCUGCAGUUCCAUAUGUAUAUGCACCAUAAUGUAUAGCCAAAUACAGAAUCAAUGAAUUACUAGGCAUUUCCUUCAUUUUUGGAUUUUUCGGUCGCAUUUCUCUUUCAUGGUUUAAAUUGGGUGCAGUAUAGGCUAGCAUUUGAUUUGCAUAAUAAUUAUUGUGUAGUAGAAGUAGUACAUGUAGUACAGGUAGUACCAAUUGGAAGUUUUCAGCAGGAAAAACAAAAGCAAAACAACAAAAAAAUUCCAUUGGCAA
Prunus persica (peach) is the source of this 757-nucleotide messenger RNA. RefSeq lists its product as uncharacterized. Bases 59 to 490 code for a protein of 143 amino acids. The record is from RefSeq and is a predicted model, not a curated record. Lineage: Eukaryota; Viridiplantae; Streptophyta; Magnoliopsida; Rosales; Rosaceae. The transcript has 2 exons.